AAACAAGCGAAAAAGAAAAAAUGAUCACGCUAACAGAUUUCUAUCAUGUCAUGACCGCAAUGGUGCCACUUUACGUGGCUAUGAUAUUGGCUUAUGGUUCAGUGAAAUGGUGGAAAAUCUUCUCCCCUGAUCAAUGCUCUGGCAUCAACCGGUUUGUUGCACUGUUUGCAGUACCUCUCCUUUCUUUCCAUUUCAUAGCUUCUAACAAUCCUUACAAAAUGAACUUACGGUUCCUCGCCGCUGACACGCUUCAGAAGAUCAUCAUGUUAGUUGUUCUUGCCAUUUGGACGAACGUAAGCAAAAGGGGUUGCUUGGAAUGGACAAUAACACUGUUCUCUAUUUCCACCCUUCCAAACACGUUGGUGAUGGGUAUCCCUUUGCUCAAAGGGAUGUACGGUGAGUUCUCAGGGAGCCUAAUGGUCCAAAUUGUGGUCCUUCAGUGCAUCAUUUGGUACACGUUGAUGCUGUUCAUGUUUGAAUACAGAGGAGCCAGAAUGUUAAUCUCUGAGCAAUUCCCAGACACUGCUGGCACCAUUGUCUCUAUCCAUGUGGACUCUGAUGUCAUGUCACUGGAUGGAAGACAGCCCUUAGAAACCGAAGCUGAAAUCAAAGAAGAUGGGAAGCUUCAUGUCACUGUGAGAAAAUCCAAUGCUUCAAGAUCCGAUAUCUUCUCAAGAAGGUCUCAGGGUCUUUCUUCAACAACACCUCGCCCUUCAAACCUCACCAAUGCAGAGAUAUACUCUUUACAAUCCUCUCGGAACCCAACUCCAAGAGGCUCUAGUUUCAACCACACUGAUUUCUAUUCCAUGAUGGCUGGUGGUCGUAAUUCAAACUUUGGUGCCUCUGAUGUUUAUGGACUCUCAGCAUCAAGAGGACCAACACCGAGGCCAUCUAAUUACGAUGAAGAUGCUUCAGCGGGUGCUAAGCCAAGGUACCAUUAUCAUAGUGCUGGUACUGGUGGAACAGGAGGGCAUUACCCUGCACCUAACCCUGGGAUGUUCUCUCCCACUGCUUCCAAAAAUGUCACUGCAAAUGCAAAUGCAAAUGCAAAUGCCAAGAGGCCUAAUGGUCAAGUUCAAGCACAGCAGAAACCAGAUGAUGGGAAUAAGGACCUUCAUAUGUUUGUUUGGAGUUCAAGUGCUUCGCCAGUUUCAGAUGUGUUUGGUGCCCAUGAAUAUGGAGUUCAUGAUCAGAAAGAAGUAAAAUUGGCUGUAUCUCCCGGAAAAGGUUCUUUAAAAAAAAAAAAAAAAAAAAAAACUUACGCUCAAGAGGAGUACCUAGAGAAGGAAGAUUUCAGCUUCGGAAACAGAGGAAUAGACAGGGAAAUGAAUCACCAUGAAGCUGAGAAAGUUGGAAAUGGCAAGCCAAAAACCAUGCCUCCAACUAGUGUUAUGACAAGGCUUAUAUUGAUCAUGGUUUGGAGAAAACUAAUCAGAAACCCCAACACCUACUCCAGCCUAAUUGGCCUAACUUGGUCACUCGUUUCAUACAGGUGGAAUAUUGAAAUGCCUGCCAUAAUAGCCAAGUCUAUUUCCAUAUUGUCAGAUGCAGGACUUGGCAUGGCCAUGUUCAGUCUUGGACUGUUCAUGGCUUUGCAACCGAGGAUCAUAGCAUGUGGAAAUUCCGUAGCAGCUUUUUCUAUGGCUGUGAGAUUCCUUACAGGUCCAGCUGUCAUGGCAGCUGCUUCCAUUGCUGUUGGCCUCAGAGGUGUUCUCUUACACGUUGCCAUUGUUCAGGCAGCUCUUCCACAAGGAAUUGUCCCAUUUGUAUUUGCUAAGGAAUACAAUGUGCAUCCUGAUAUUCUCAGCACAGGUGUUAUUUUUGGGAUGUUGAUUGCAUUGCCCAUAACGCUCGUGUACUACAUCUUGCUUGGGCUAUGAAUGACUGAAAAGAUGGAUGGGUGAUACUGAAGAUUACAUGUGGCAUCCAUGCAAGCUCGUUUGAGACUACUCCUAGAGCACGAGAAAAAAAAAAAGGUUCAAUGAAAUAGAAAAGCAUCGCCAUAAUUGAAUAGGAGGAAUCAACGGAUGAGUUUUUAUUUUUAU
Messenger RNA from Gastrolobium bilobum, 2045 nucleotides. RefSeq names its product probable auxin efflux carrier component 1c. The record is from RefSeq and is a predicted model, not a curated record. Gene Ontology annotation, cellular component: plasma membrane; endoplasmic reticulum. Gene Ontology annotation, molecular function: auxin efflux transmembrane transporter activity. Lineage: Eukaryota; Viridiplantae; Streptophyta; Magnoliopsida; Fabales; Fabaceae. Gene Ontology annotation, biological process: auxin polar transport; auxin export across the plasma membrane. The coding region runs from base 21 to 1880 and encodes 619 amino acids. The transcript has 6 exons.